AAGACUGAAAAUUCUGGAAAAGGUAGGGAUGAAAUUAGGGCAGAACUCCCCUUGAGGUCUGCAAGUAGUCCAUGCAGAGUUUGCUGCCCAGUAAAUGACGAAAGGAGCAAGAAAGAUAAGAAGGCAAGUUUUUAUGCAUUCGCUGCAGCCGAUCAUAUACUGCAAAGCGUAAUCUCUCCAGUCACCAACGAUUUGAGUGUGGAGUUGUUCCCCAAUUUAUUUGCAUGGUAUGUGAAAGGGGGUUUAAACGCAAACACCAUCUCAUUUAUCAUGUCAAGAUAUGCCGCAAAGCUCAACAAGGCAAGUUUUUAUGCAUUCGCUGUGGCCGAUCAUAUACUUCAAAGCAUAGUCUCUCCAGUCACCAACGAUUUGAGUGUGGAGUUGUUCGCCAAUUUAUUUGCAUGGUAUGUGAAAGGAGGUUUAAAUGCAAAGCGCAUCUCUCUCAUCAUGUCAAGAGGUGCCACAAAGCUCAACAAGGCAAUUUUUUGUGCUCUCGCUGUGGCCGCUCAUAUACUGCAAAGCGUAAUCUAUCCAGGCAUCAGCGGUUUGAGUGUGGCGUUGUUCGUCAGUUCAUUUGUGUUCUAUGUGGAAACACAUUUAAGCACAGCCACCAUCUCUCUCAACACAUAAAGUGUUAUCAUAAACUGAUCAAGAGCUAACUGCCAGAAGCUAUAAAAUACUCAGUUAAAGCGUAAUGUGGUUUUAUACAAAUGGACUUGUUUCAUCUGUCAUAGCUCAUCAAAGCUAGUUAUCUAAUUGCUAAACAAAUUAAAAUUUACUAAAUUUAUUUAUUUAGUGAAUGCUGUUAUAACAAUAGUAAGUGUCUUAUUAUUUUUCUUUGUUUUUCUGUUAGGUGCAUUACCGUGCUUGUAUGUUCUUAUAGGGGAUUAAUGCCUCAGUCAGCAGUUCUCCAGCCGUACAGUCAUUAUUUAUUUUAAUAGCUUUAUUUUUACACUAUCUGUAUUGAUAAUUUAUGAACUUUUGUUUAUAUAUACGAAGUUUUUAAAUAAAGUAAUUGGACAAAAAG
This is a messenger RNA of Schistocerca cancellata (South American locust), 1027 nucleotides long. RefSeq lists its product as uncharacterized. Bases 271 to 630 code for a protein of 119 amino acids. The record is from RefSeq and is a predicted model, not a curated record. The transcript is spliced from 4 exons. Lineage: Eukaryota; Metazoa; Arthropoda; Insecta; Orthoptera; Acrididae.